Messenger RNA from Triplophysa dalaica, 5152 nucleotides. RefSeq names its product thyrotropin-releasing hormone-degrading ectoenzyme-like. The record is from RefSeq and is a predicted model, not a curated record. Gene Ontology annotation, biological process: proteolysis; peptide catabolic process. Lineage: Eukaryota; Metazoa; Chordata; Actinopteri; Cypriniformes; Nemacheilidae. Gene Ontology annotation, molecular function: zinc ion binding; metalloaminopeptidase activity; peptide binding. Gene Ontology annotation, cellular component: cytoplasm.
UCAUCCUCACGUUUAGUAGAGAAACUUUUCAACUAAACAAAAACUAGACGAAUAUCAAAUAUCAAAGUGAAAAGUCAUUUAGGAUUGAACGUCAGGACAAAACAUCUAAAACGCUGAAGUUUCUCCACAUGCAGGAAACUGUGACGCUGAAGGGAAGAGAGGAAGACGAGGCGGAUGCAGAGAGUUGAAGCCGAGAGUAACACAUGCCCAGAAGCAGCAUAUGGAAAUCAGAACAGCAUACCUUAACAUCAAGAUGCCUAAAGUACUGUUGUGUCGGUCUGCAGUGAAUCUUUGGAUAGGGUACAGUCUGUGAAGGAUCUUCAUGUUUUGUUAUUCACGGCCCGGGAAAAGAGGACACAAUUUGAGAUUUAAAGAAGUCUUCGACAGCCUCCAUCUCAUCACUCAGCUUGUGGGACACAGCACAUGUUGUCUAUGCGAGCCAAGCAUGUGUGUGAGGUGGGAUUUUCAGUGGCUCUGCACUGCAGGUGGGCAUAUUUACCUGAAACAUAACAGCUGGAUAAGCAGCUCCAUCAAAGGUCUCCGCAUACCCUCUCUGCUCUCCUCUCAACGUGCUGUUUAACCAGCCUUGCCAUUGCCUGCAAAUUAAAGCACCAUGGACAGCAGCCUUCAGUUUCGUGUUGGCGCACAAACGGAAUUAUCAGUGAACGUUCGUGCCGAUGGGGUUUGAGGACAUGAACAUGAGGAACGGAAGGGCUUUGUCCGAUCAGUGGGCUGACAGCGUGGUGGUCCGACCCCGGACUACCGAACAGCACAUCACUUUGCACAAGAGACUUUUGCUGGGCUUCGCCAUCUCCAUCCUCACCCUCAUCAUCGUCACGGUCAUCGCCAUCACGCUCAGCGUCAGCUUCGAGAGAUGCGCCACGGAGAGCAGCGGGACUCUGGCCGGUAACGGCUCCAGUAACAAGUCCAGGCAGUCCCGGGACAGAAGCAUCAGUCAAAGAGAAUCAGAGGAUGGCCAACAGCCCUGGAGACACCUGCGCUUACCGGCCACCCUGCGCCCUCGCCACUACGACCUCAGACUGUCCGUGUACAUGGAUAAUUUCACGUUCUCCGGUGAAGUGAACAUUGAGUUUGAAUGCGUGAACUCCACUAAGUUCAUCGUGUUGCACACAGACAGACUGGAGGUGAAUAAAGUGCAGGUGUAUUCAGACAGUAAGAAAACAGGCGUCGUGAGGAUCCACCGACGCUUUUACCACCAACCCAACCAGGUGUAUGUGAUCGCGCUCCACAGAGAGAUGAAGCCCCUCAGAACAUAUAAGAUCAACAUCACGUUUGAAGCGCAGAUUGAAAAUGAACUCUUGGGAUUUUUUCGCAGUUCAUACAUGCUGUAUGGAGAAAGAAGGUAUCUGGCUGUGACGCAGUUCUCUCCCACUCAUGCCAGAAAGGCCUUCCCGUGUUUCGACGAGCCCAUUUAUAAAGCCACAUUCAGAGUGAGUUUGAGACACGAGAGCUCGUAUCAGUCGCUGUCCAACAUGCCAGUGGAGGCGUCUACAUCUGAUGAGGACGGAUGGGUGACCAACCAUUUCUCCAGGACGCCCCGUAUGUCCACAUACUACCUGGCCUGGGCGGUGUGCAACUUCACCUACAGAGAAGCCGUGACAGAUAAUGGAGUUGUGAUUCGACUGUACGCCAGACCCGACGCCAUCCAGAGCGGAUCGGGAGACUACGCUCUGCACAUCACCAAGAGACUCCUGCAGUUCUACCAGGAUUACUUCAAAGUCAAAUAUUCCCUCCCUAAACUAGAUCUGCUUGCAGUUCCCAAGCAUCCGUAUGCAGCCAUGGAGAACUGGGGUCUGAGUGUGUUUGUGGAGCAGAAGAUCUUGUUGGAUCCUGACGUCUCUUCCUACUCCUAUCAGAUGGAGCUCACCAUGGUGGUGGUGCACGAGAUCUGCCAUCAGUGGUUUGGAGAUCUGGUCACACCUGUUUGGUGGGAGGACGUUUGGCUUAAGGAGGGAUUUGCUCAUUUCUUUGAGUACAUCGGGACAGAUUUCCUUUUUCCCAAGUGGAACAUGGAGAAACAGAGAUUUCUGACUGAUGUUCUACAUGAGGUGAUGUUAUUGGACGGAUUGGCUCAUUCUCAUCCAAUCUCUCAACAAGUGUUUAAAGCCACAGACAUCGACAGAGUAUUUGACUGGAUUGCAUAUAAGAAGGGCGCCGCUUUGAUCCGUAUGCUGGCUAAUGUCAUGGGACAGCAGGCGUUUCAGAGAGGACUCAAUGAUUACUUGGUGACGUACAUGUACAGAAAUGCAGCGAGAGAUGACUUGUGGAACAAAUUCUCAGCGGCCAUGCAGAGGGAGGGGAAGGACAUCAACAUCACAGAGGUCAUGCACCGUUGGACCCUGCAGAUGGGUUACCCUGUCGUCACCAUCAGCAAGAACGACAGUCUUGACAACACUGUCACCAUCUCCCAGGAGCACUUUGUGUAUGACACAGAUGCAAAGAUCCAGAAUCCCGAGCUGUUCAAUAAAAGCUUUCAGUGGCAUCCCCUGACGCUCACAUCGGGAAACUCCAGUCACAUAUCAACAGAAAACACUAUUUGGGUCUCUAAUCGAACAGAGAUGCACAGAGUUGGGCACAUGGAUGGAGAGACGUGGUUACUGGGUAACAUCAAUCAAACAGGAUACUUCAGAGUGAAUUAUGACCUGCACAACUGGAGACUUCUCAUACAACAACUCAUGACCAACCCAACGAUCAUCUCCGUGGGCAACAGAGCAGGUCUGAUAGAUGAUGUCUUUAACCUGGCAAGGGCGGGCUAUCUGCCUCAAAACAUCCCUCUUCAGAUCAUCUCAUAUUUGUCUCAGGAGAGCGAGUUUCUGCCCUGGCACGCUGCAAGUCGAGCUCUUUACCAGCUGGACAAACUACUGGACCGAACCGAAGAUUACAGCCUCUUUAGUGAUUAUGUGCUGAAACAGGUGUCACCAAAGUACCACAAGAUGGGCUGGCCGACCACUUUCUCCGACGGCUCCUUCACGCAGGCUGCUUAUCAGAACCAAGAGUUACAGAGAGAGGUGAUCAUGCUGGCGUGUAGCUUUGGAAACAAACACUGUCACCGUCAAGCCGUGUCUCUCAUUUCAGACUGGAUUUCCAGCAACAAGAACAGGAUUCCACCUAACGUGCGGGACAUCGUGUACUGCACAGGCGUGUCUCUGAUGGACGAAGACGUGUGGGAGUUCAUCUGGAUGAAGUUUCACUCCACCACCGCCGUCUCUGAGAAGAAGAUUCUUCUGGAGGCCUUGACCUGCAGCGACAACAUCUACCUGCUCAACAGGCUUCUGAAUCUGUCUCUGUCCUCUGACAUGGUGCCGGAUCAGGACGUGAUCGAUGUCAUCAUACACGUGGCUCGCAAUCCACUCGGAAGACAUUUAGCAUGGAGAUAUUUCAGAGAGAAGUGGGACAUAUUGAAUUCCAGGUACGGGGAAGCUUUAUUUAUGAACUCAAAAUUAAUAAGCGGUGUGACAGAGUUUCUCAACACAGAGACCGAGUUGAAUGAGCUGAAAGAGUUUAUACUGACCUGUGGGGGAGCGGCGGCACCUGCGUUCGCUCGCGCCUUGGAGAUCAUUCAAGCUAACAUUAAAUGGCUCACGCUCUUCGAGCAUCAGUUCUACCAAUGGCUGCGCAAAGCUCCCGAUGGAUAACAUAGCGUUAAGCAUCGAACACUUCAGUAAUGUGGAAGCUCUAUCAGACAUUUUCAGGCCAGUGACUUUGGAAGACUUGAACGUUAUUAAGAAUAAAACUUACAUUUUGGGACCAUCUGUGGAAGUGAGCUUUUAUUUCAAUGCUGUUUUUAAAGCAGACAGGCCCUGGCCGAGACCAAGAUGAAAGGAUUAAAAUGCAAAAGGUCAUCUGUCCAAAAGAGGAUAUGCGCUUGAAACGGGUGUGUUGAUAAAAAAAUCUUAUUUUCACAUUUGAGUUCUUUAUGCUUUGCCAUGUAUAUUAACAAUUAGGUUGAAUCACAUUGCAUUGUUGUCUUAAAGGGACAUUGCCAGAACAAAAAUUGUCGACCCCAAGUCAGUGUUUUCCUUUUCUUUUUUUAAUUUUUUUAGUGUUAACUAUGACACAACGCCCUGCUGCAAGAAUGACCCUGGCAACUUUCUGACAAGAUCUGCUCACAACAGGUCAUGGUCACACUGAAGAAAUCUGAUUGUCCUGCUAUCUGGUCCAAAUGUUUUCCUCAGCAAAAGCAAAAUCACAAAUCAACUGCCAAUUGGUAUCCAUGAUAAUAUAUAGAUGUUUUUCUUAUUAAAUCAGACCAUGCACAUAUUCAUAAGUAAUAGCACGUAUACUUUUUCCAGGAAGUUACACAUAUUCAUAUUUAUAAAUUGCAUACUAAUUCAGCCCGUUACAAAUAUUUAUGUUUGCAUGGGACUGCCGUUAUAGCUUCAUGCUGAUUUGAUGACUAAAUGGGACCUUUAUAUAUAGUAUACGUGUCAUUUAUCAUCAUAAAUUCACAUAAAAUGAAGAGAGGAGUUGUGACAAAACAUUCAGUAGGAGUGAGAUCCAUGAAUUUUAUCAAGUUGUUUUGGGUCGGCUAGUGUGACCUCGACCUAUGUACAGUAACACAACCACCUCAAUUGGCACCAUCUCAAAGCCCUGCUGACCAUAACACUCCUGUCGCUGUUUUGAGAAGAAAGAAAACUUUAUUUUCCUGAUAAGUGCUUUGCUUUGCUUGCACAGUUACACAGUUAUUUUUCUUGAUGCUUAUAUUUUGUACAAUAAAAAAGAAGGGCUUACCUACCAAGAUCAGACAGUUAAAUAAAGAUGACUGGAGGUAAAGUGUGAAUCCAGAACAGGUACUUGUCAUUUCUGCUGAACAGGCAUUAGAGAAGCAAAAAUAGUUGUCAUUUCUACACCAAUUUGUCUGAUUAAUGUUCAAAGCCAAUUGAAGAAUUCUUAAACGUGCCUAUAUAUCUGUUUUCUAUUGUCAAUAGUAGAUUGAGUGAAAGGCAGUCUGUAAGAAAAUAACUCUUUAAGCCAUACUUCAAAGCAGUAAUUUUUAUCGGUUUGCUUUGCACAUUUCUUCUUGUAGAUUUAUGAUUUCAGGUUACAAAAAUGUGCGUGAAAAAAACAAAUGAGCCAAAAAUAACUGUGCAACCAGUGCCUUUUCUACCUUAAUCAAUCUCAUACUAGAACG